ACAUUUGACAUUAAUAAGGCGUUUACUUUCCAGCUCGAGUCUUUUGCAUCAAAAUGGCUCCAAAACCGAAACCCACGGAAAAAACUGCGAGCAAAACUUCUGACAAAAAACCAGAAAAGAAAGCUGAGAAGAAGCCGGCAUCUGUUGCUGCUACUUCUUCUAAAGUAAAAAAGCCAGCAACAAAGCCUGCUUCUACCGCUACAAAAAAGCCAGCUACUGCAAAACCUGCAAGUACUGCUAAACCUGCAGCAAAACCAGCAGCUAAGCCUGCACAAAAAGCAGCAUCGAAAGUUGUUAUUUCAAAACCUAAAAAAAAUGCACAGGCAACAAAGAAAAUACCAAAGGGAGGCAAGCCAUCAACAACACCUCUCAAAAAGGCUCUCAAAACCCAGAAAAAGAUCUUGAAAGGUGUACAUGGAUCUAGAGUAAGGAAAAUAAGAACUUCAGUACAUUUUCAUCGGCCAAAGACAUUUAGGCCACCAAGAAAUCCAAAGUAUGCACGAAAAUCUGUCCCUAGUAGAAGUCGAAUGGAUGCAUUUAACAUUAUCAAACUUCCUUUGACUACUGAAGCAGCGAUGAAAAAAAUAGAAGAUAAUAAUACAUUAGUUUUUAUUGUGCAUACACGUGCUAGUAAACAUCACAUCAGAGCUUCUAUUAAAAAGCUUUACAAAGUUGAUGUGGCUAAAGUGAAUACACUUAUUAGGCCAGACGGAAAGAAGAAGGCGUAUGUGCGCUUAACGCGUGAUUACGACGCCCUUGAUGUUGCCAACAAGAUUGGCAUCAUAUAAAUUAUGUUCCAAUAAUUAUAAAAUAAAAUGAAGUAACUGUACAUAUUGUGUAUA
Molecule: messenger RNA, 842 nt
Organism: Polistes dominula (European paper wasp)
Lineage: Eukaryota; Metazoa; Arthropoda; Insecta; Hymenoptera; Vespidae
Product: large ribosomal subunit protein uL23-like
Source: RefSeq, a predicted model, not a curated record